AUGGAGAUGCAUGUGGCUCAAACCUUCACCAAGACGAAAAGUCCGCUUCCGUUAUCGUUGUUGUUGCGUCUCAACGGAUUGCUCAAAAAGUCCGUUUUUUCCAGAAAGUUUUACCAGGAGAUCAACGACAAAGUCUUGAGCAAGUCCUCGUCUGUCGAUGCGAACUUGUACUUCAUCUGCUACUUCACCUUGUUGUUGAGCGCCAUCUUAAACAACAAGCCCAAGAUUGUCAAGUUCAUCAAUCAACAAAAAAUCAAUGUCAUCAAGUUGAUAAACCGCAACUUCAACACAUCUUUCAGCACCGACGAAGCCAUCAAGGAGAAGGUGAGUGCCUCCGUUGACUCCAAAACAUACCAACUGAAACUUGCCGUUCAUUUGAAGGCUAUCUCGUCCUACAUUGCUGAUGUGAGAAUCUUCAACCGUCUCACAGAGUCCAUCAAGUACAUGCCAUGGAUCAUUGAUGAGUUUGCUUCUAUGACCAACCCUGCAUCCGCAGUUCCUAAGUUUGACCGCAUCAUCAACUUCCUUCAAUCCAUCAACUGUCUUGUCUUGGAGCUUUUCGAGCAUGCUGGAUGGUUGACUGACCACAACUGGGUAGGAACAAGUGACAACGACGGCUGGUCCAUGUUCACCUAUGUCUGGUGUUCGAGAGUGUGGGGUGCUUACUUGGUGAUUGAAGUUUUGGAACUUUUGAGAAGAACACCUUUUGCCAAGUGGGACAAGAACUGGCGCUUGGCCGUGUUCAAACAGGCUAUUCAGCUUCCAUUGGUCGUCCACUGGUCGCUUUAUGAAGGCUGCUUGACUCCAUUCUGGGUUGGUGUUUGUGGCAGUGGUGCCUCCUGGUGGGGCUUUAGAGAUAUGUGGAGCUCGAUUGAUUUGAGCUAG
Candidozyma duobushaemuli is the source of this 885-nucleotide messenger RNA. It is a transcript of the gene CSO99, whose product is annotated as Cso99p. The record is from RefSeq and is a predicted model, not a curated record. Bases 1 to 885 code for a protein of 294 amino acids. Lineage: Eukaryota; Fungi; Ascomycota; Pichiomycetes; Serinales; Metschnikowiaceae. The transcript has a single exon.